Sporothrix schenckii 1099-18 is the source of this 2148-nucleotide messenger RNA. RefSeq lists its product as uncharacterized. Gene Ontology annotation, biological process: glucan catabolic process. Bases 1 to 2148 code for a protein of 715 amino acids. The record is from RefSeq and is a predicted model, not a curated record. The transcript has 4 exons. Lineage: Eukaryota; Fungi; Ascomycota; Sordariomycetes; Ophiostomatales; Ophiostomataceae.
AUGAUUUCUCACCAUGGCUUGCGUGUGGCCGUGGCCGUCCUCGCUGGCCUGCCUCGGCUGAUCGCGGCCGACAGCUCGCCCUAUCUCCUUACACAAAACUACCUCCCGCACAACUUGACCGACGGUUUCGUCUUCCGCACGGCUGCCGACUACCCGGGCACAGGCGAUCCCACGCAUGGAUUCGUCAACUACGUCGGCCUGGACACGGCCACUGCGGCCGGGCUGGUCAAAGUCGUCGCCGGCAGUGCCGCCCAGGGAGCCCCGUUUUCUGCCGCGCGCAAGCGGAACGAGCAGCUCUACCUAGGGGUCGACCAUACGACUGUCCUCAACGUGUCGUCCGCGGACGUGGCCAACUCGUCCGUCGUCGCCACCACCCCCACCCCCAGUGCCGCCGGCCGCGGCCGCUCAUCCGUCCGCCUCGAGUCCCGUGCCACCUUCUCCCGCGGCCUCCUCGUCGCCGACUUUGCCCACAUGCCUGCGGGCCAGUGCGGCGUCUGGCCCGCCUUCUGGGCGUACAAUUUCAAAGAGGACCCCGUCGGUGAGGUCGACCUGCUCGAGGGCGUCAACCACCAGGCGGCCAACAUGGUGUCGCUGCACACGGGCGGCACGUGCGAAUUCGGCGCGUCGGCCGACGAGACGGGCGUGGACCGCCGCGAUUCGUGCACGGUGGUCUAUGGAAACGCAUCGACAUACGGCGGCUGUGGCGUCACGGCGCCGGCCACGGCCAAUACGUACGGGACCGCCUUCAACCGCGUCGGUGGCGGCGUGUAUGCAGCCCUGCUCGAGGCGGACCAGCUGCGGGUCUGGCACUGGCCGCGGGGCAGCGUUCCGGCGGAUGUGCAGCAGGGAGCACCUGACCCUUCCUUGGCGUCCAACUGGGGCCGGCCGCUGGCCGUCUUUUCGCAGGCCAACGGCGGCUGCGAUGUGGCGGCCAACUUCCACACCCUUACGUUGAUUUUGAACACGGACUUUUGCGGCAUCAACCAGGCGAACGGCAUAUGGAACAACGACGCGGCGUGUGCAGCGUACCCGACCUGCGAGGCCUUUGUGGCGAGCCACCCGGAGGCCUUCAACGAGACGGCCGGUGGUGCCCGUGCCUGUGAAUACGACAACGCCGGUCAAUACAACGACACCUGUGUCCACGGCCGUUCCCACGCAACCGCCGUUGUCGUCAAACUCGACACGGCCAGUGCCCAUCUAUACAAAUACAACAUCGCACGUCGUGCCGGUACCGACGGCCAACACGACGACAUGGACGACGGCCAACACGACAACAUGGACGACGACCAAGUCAACGACGACCAAGGAGACUUCGGAAACCGAGACGACUUCUCUGACGACCUCUCUAACGACUUCUCCGACAACGGUACAAAAUUCGACCUCUCAGAUACCAACAUCAACGUCAACAUCAUCAACAUCAUCAACAUCGUCGAUAUCUACAUCAACGUCAUCAUCAACAUCUAUAUCAACAACUUCUACACCAACAACUUCUACACCAACAACUUCUACACCAACAACAUCUACAUCAAUAUCUACAUCAACAUCUUCAUCAACAACGUCAUCAACAACGUCAUCAACAACUUCUUCAUCAACAUCAGCAUCCACAUCAUCUACAUCGACAUCUACAUCUACAUCUGCAUCGACAUCGACAUCGUCUACUUCAAAAACAACAACGCCAACGACGCUCCGGACGACGACCACAAAGACAAAGCCCCCUGUCGAGCCCACACCAACAAGCAAGAAGACGACAACAAUCACCCAUCCACCCGGGCCCACCAAAACGCCCUAUUGGCCAUGGCCGAUCUGGACGACGCCGGGGCCUGCCAAACCGACGCCAACAACGGAGCCCCCAACCAAGCCGACCGCGACUGCCUCUCCCACCAGCCCCGUUGUCCCUGCCUGGCCCAAAUGGCCACACUGGCCCGCACCCGUGCAGCCCUGGCGGCCCUGGACGCCGUGGCAUCCGUGGGGGCCGCCGACGCCCAUGGCGACGGUCAUGGCGACGACGACGAUGGGGACGACGAUGGGCCGUACAGUGGCAAUCCGUUUAGGGAUGACGGCGAUGGCGAUGAUGACGACGACGACGACGACUCCGGUGACGACGACUCUUGGGGUGAAUGGAAGUGGAAACAUCACCAUCACCACUGA